Molecule: messenger RNA, 3715 nt
Organism: Anolis carolinensis (green anole)
Lineage: Eukaryota; Metazoa; Chordata; Lepidosauria; Squamata; Anolidae
Gene: lemd2
Product: LEM domain nuclear envelope protein 2
Exons: 9
Coding region: 46-1782 (578 amino acids)
Biological process (GO): negative regulation of BMP signaling pathway; nuclear envelope organization
Molecular function (GO): chromatin DNA binding
Source: RefSeq, a predicted model, not a curated record
CACGGGAGGCGUCAUUUCCGGUUCCCUUGUUCCUCAUCGUCCGCGAUGGCGGCUGCGGGGUUGUCAGAUUCAAAACUCCGGGCCGAGUUGCUGGCCCUCGGCUACAAGCCAGGUCCUAUUACGGAUACCACCCGCAAGCUCUACGCUAAGAAGCUCACUCGCCUGCGGGCAGAGGUGGCCGCGGGGCUGAGGAGCCGAGGCGGCGCUGGGGCCCAGCCUCAGAGUCCAAGCGGGCCUUCGAGGCCUAAGGCGAGAGUAGGCCAGAAAGCCUCUCCUCAGGCGCGAGUUUUGGUUGAGAGGGAGAGUCAGGAGGAGGAAGAAGAAGAGGAGGAGGAGGAGGAAGGGGAGUGGGAUUUAGGGAACCGAGGGCCGACUCAGAGAAACCAUUUGUCGACUGAGCGUGAGAGAACCUUUUUGCCGAGAGAAGAAGGGAGGCUACCCAGCAGCCCUUGGGACUUGUCCUCCAGGAGGGCCCCCCUCGAAGUCCCCACUUUAAGGGACGGCGUUGCUGACAGUUUAGCUUCCAGCGCUUUGUGGGGCUCCACAGUCACCGAAGGGGGAGGAGGAGGCUUGAGCUCCACCAAAUGGUGGGAAAGGGAGCCCAGCCCUAAGACGCCCAGAGCAGAGGGAACCCGGCCAGGCUUCAGCAGCAGCACUAGGCCUUAUUUAGGGACCGAGAGCCGGGUCACCCCCAGCUCCUCCUACUUGGGUUCACUCACCCGAGACACAAGACCCGAGCUAAACUACAGGUCUCCAUGGAGGGCAGAAAGAAAAGAAAGGGGGUCCCCCCUGACAGGUGCUGGGUUCAAGCAAGGCACGCGUUGGGAUGGGACACGUCAACCUAUAGGCUUGAAAUCUCAAGGGAAAGGGAGAAAAGGCAUAGGGCUUGAGUUUUAUCUCUCCUGGUUCCUGUGGCUGGCAACGUUAGGGCUCUUGGUCACCUUCCUUGCAAUCCUUUGGGUGAAGAUGGUGGGACCUGGCCAGCUGGAAGGGCCCGAGGAGAACUUUAAGCUGUUAUCUGUGGACUGUGCACAGAGAACAGAUAGUUAUUGUCAGGCAAAACAAGAAGAAAUAAUAAUGACCAUACUGCAUGAGUUAUACAACUACCUUGCGGGUAAAGCUGGCAGUUUUGAGUGUGGAAACCCUGAGAACUUAGAAAGUAAGUUUAUUCCAAUUGGUGAAGCAAAGGAUUAUAUAGAGAAUGUGACUGGCUACUCUGCAGAAAAGUUUAUGGAUGCUCUGCAGUGGUUACUGGACAAUAACAAGGAAUCAGGAAUAUUGUUAUACAGUGAUGAGCCUUCAAAACCAGUUACCAUGGCCAGUCAGGUGGUUUCUCUUGAAUCUGCCCGCCCCCAGAUGAGCUUGGGUUGCCGUUUCCACCGGGCACUAACCACAGCUAUUACGAACCUAUUUAUAUUCUUUUGGAGUUUAGCUUUUCUUUGGGGGAUGUUGUUUCUUCUCAAGUAUUACUGGCGGAAAAGGGAGGAAGAGGAGAUGGCCAUGUACAAAAUGGUCCAGAAAAUCAUAGCUGCUGUCCAGAAUCAUUACAAAGAGUGGGAGCAGAAUUUGGAACGGUACCCAUAUGUAGGCAUCCUUCACAUCAGAGACACACUUAUCCCACCCCAGGACAGGAAAAAAAUUAAGCGCAUUUGGGACCGAGCCGUGGAUUUCCUAGCAUCCAAUGAGUCACGUAUUCAGACGGAAUCACACAGGGUGGCAGGAGAGGACAUGCUGGUGUGGCGUUGGACUCAGCCGACAUAUCUUUCUGAUUCAGAUCAUUAGCACUGAGCCAAGGCCAAGACAACGUUUCAGCACUGCGGAGGGCAACAUACCCUUUUCUGGCAAGGGAAUAUCCUGUUGUCUAUACUCAAGUGCACUCCUGACACUACUAUCUAGGUUUUCAAGGGAGAUAGUAUCACUCCAGAGCAUAUUCAUUUCCUAUAAGAAAUAUAAAUUUUGGUGAACAGAGGCGCAUCGAACCUACCUUUUCAACAUGCGACUUCCAUAAUGUAACUAUUUAAAAAGAGUUCCCUUGCCUAAAUGAAAGAUGCCAUUGAUAGUUUUAAUGCAGUGUUAUGGAAGACUGUAUCUGACCCUUCACUCAGAACCACAGUGCUAAAGCCACUAAAAGGGGGUGUGUUUUUGAAAGGAACUGUUCAUUAUAGAAAUGUCCUGAGGACAGGAAUAGACAAUAAGUGUGUAAAGUAUCUUUACUUUUCCCAGCAGAAAUCCCCUAUGCUUUUACAGUACUGGCAUCUGCAUUCAAGGUAGCAAGUACAACUGUGAGGCCAGUUCAUACACCUUCAGUGGCAAGUUGAGCAAAGUGGGAGAAUCAUACAGAAAAUGGCAGGCCUUGUGUUUUUUCUUCUUAGACAUUGGUAAGAUCAUGGUAGCACAGCGAACAUAACAUAUUUUUGUAAAAAGAGUAGAAUACUUUUUAAAGACAUCUGUGAGUUUUAAAAUGAUAUAAUAAGCAAUGCGCAUAUUCUGCAUCAUGCAGUGCUAGAAAACAAUUCAGGUGCCUAGAGUGUUUUGAUACUUUUUUUUAAAAAAGCAGUUUUAGUGAUCCAGAUCUGAAUCCUGAAUCCUCCUAGCAGUUCUAACCAGAUUAUGCCCAUUAAAUGAGCUAUUGACUGGUGAUUCAAUGUGUACAAUAAUUACAUUGAUUCAGUGUGAAUAAGGGUAGGAUUCAAGCAGGAGUAUUUGGCUAAUAACUGCAGUGAGUGGUGAUAUUCUGCAGCAAUACAGUUUUGUAUUUUGUGCAUAAUAUCAUCUUGGUUUCUCACAUUCAUGUCAUUUUGUUUUGGGAGCUGGGAAAUGUGUCCCAAAAUGCCAUGUCAUGCCUUUCCCCUGUGUUGCAGAAUUAUAAAUCCCCAAACCCUUGCAUAUUGAUAUGCAGCGGCAAGACUGGUCCUGAACAUAGCCACUGCUCAUAGUGAACAUAGCCCUCUGUCCUGUGUUUGUACCUAAAGAACAUAUGAAUCCAUCAUAUAUACAUCUGUCUUAAGGCAAAUUUGGUUGAUGCUUUGUGCUACCUUUUCUUAAGCAUUUUCUUUAAACCAGCGUAUUUAUUUAUUUGCAAGUGGUGGUGGUCUGAAUUUGGAAGAUUGCCCUUUUACUCCCCCUGCUGGCUCUGUUGAAUAAUGGAAGAAUUUGGAGUUUUACCUCCCUGUUUUGCCUUGGAGGCAGCCUCAGCAGCACACAGCAAUUCAUUAUAUGCCUCCUUCUGGUUCAUCAGCUGAAAACAACAGUGUGAGAAAAACAGUCUCAAAAACAAAGCACCUGGAGGUAUUAUUGGUUAUGUAAAAGAAAACCUACCAUUCAGUUGAAUUUUUAUCCUUACGUGUUGCCAUCUGUAGCAUAGGUGGUUUAUUAGAAGACAAGAAAUGUAACAGAUGUUUCCAUGACAUUACCCAUCUUUUACCUACAUCCCUCUUACAUGGUUAAAAAAGAUAAUCAAAUGAAGGUAAAUCCUUUCUUUUGACAUGUUCUUAAUUUCUGCUGAAGUUUGCAAAAAAAAAAAUCCAUGGUGCCUGCAUUCUUAGGGCUUUAAAAACAUUUUUAACCAUCUGUCUCUCAAAGAGGAAAUGCCAAACAAUAUUUUGUAAGGUUAAUUAAGCUGUUGGUUUAUUUUUAUGUAGAUGGGCUGGUGCUAUUUAUUAUACACUUUCUCUCUGUACAUUUUAUCUUACAAAAUAAAAAUUUGUACAAAUAA